Molecule: messenger RNA, 3439 nt
Organism: Exserohilum turcica Et28A
Lineage: Eukaryota; Fungi; Ascomycota; Dothideomycetes; Pleosporales; Pleosporaceae
Exons: 2
Coding region: 109-3150 (1013 amino acids)
Source: RefSeq, a predicted model, not a curated record
CCCCCGACUCACUCGCUCGACGUGCUCAAAGGGCUUGCUUCCCAUGUCCCUUGCCUCGCAGACCCCACGCACCAAGACGCCCGUCGUACAGCGUUUCCCCACACCUCCAUGGCCACUGACAUGAUGCCCUCGGCGCCGGCGGCGGCUGAUGCAGCUGCCGCAUCAACCCAGAAGAUGUCUCGCUACAGGAGCGUGAGGCGUGCCCAGGAACAGCACACGAGACCGCCCGCACACUGUUCGCAGCACCACCAGCCGUCGCAUCCAGCGCCCCUUAUGCCUGCUGUUCCAGACUCACCGCCUCAAAACGACGUGUCGCUCAGCAGGAGCAUGAGUCGCUAUCACCGCCGACCCGUGACCUCGCACGCGACCAGCCCGCAACCCCCUCUGCAACGCCUGAACCCAGACUCGGAUGAUUCAGAGCCUCCGCUGCCCCAGUCGCCGCCUUCUGCUUCCCGAUACCGCACCCCAGGCUCCCCGUACCACUCGUCACAUGCUGCCAAUACCGCCCAGCGCCGCCCCAGGUCCUCCAACGCUCGCGGAGAAGCAUCCCCCCCGCCCAGCGAUGCGCCCAGGCAACUGUCGCUCAGGAGCGAUGACAGCGCCCGGGAAAUCCUCGCAAAGGAAAAGGAGCGCCAGCGCCAGCUGAGAGAAAAGCACGACGCAGAUGCGCGCGCGAAGAAACAGGCCCGCCAGGCCGAGCUGGACAGGGCCGAGAAGCUGCGCCAAGAAGAGGACGAAGCUGCGCGCCUGCGAGAACAGCAGCGAGAGGCUCAAGAGGCCGCCGACGCACGGCGCCGGCAGAGAGAAGAGCAAAAGGCAGAACAGGAGCGUGGAAGGCGACUGCAAAAGGUCGACUCCCGAAAGGCUUCUCAGUCCAAGGAAGAACGACAGCGGCAACCGUCAAGGGCACCACCGCCCUUGACGUCUCCCACCGUCUCUCCCCCGCGGCAGCAAGAUGUAGGCGUCGGCAUGUUCAAGAGGAGAAAAGACGACGCCCUCGGCCUCGAUGCGCCUGCACAACUCGCCCCCGCGCCGCAACUCUCCCUCAGCCUUGACAGCCACGCCGACGAGACGAUUCGACCGGGCGGAGGAGGCGUAGUACGAAAUAUCGAUGCACCGACGUCAGCUGUGAAUGCUGGUGACAGGCGCGUUACCGUGGUUUGCAACAAGAAGCGCAUCUUGCUACCAGUCACCCCUACCACUACGCCCCUGGACUUGAUCAAGUCUGCUUCCACAGUCCUGACCGACCCCAUUGAUGUGCGUACCGCCGUCAUCUCCGAGUACUUUACCAAAGUCAGCAUCACGCGCCCGCUGCGCAACUAUGAAUAUGUGCGAGAUGUCAUGAACUCGUGGGACCACGACAAUCAAAACGAGCUGACCAUCAUCGACUCGGACGUGGACGGAAUCAACCAGGAUGACUUGCUCGCAUACAAGGUCCCAGAGACCAGGCCCGAAGGCAUGUCAUGCUACAUUCAGUACUCGUCGCGACCCGGCAAAUGGAGCAAGCGCCUCCUUACGCUGCGUGCUGAUGGCCAGUUAGUCAUGGCCAAGAACGAAAAGACAAAGGAAAAGGACCUCGAGAACAUCCUCACACUCACAGACUAUGACAUCUACACGGUCACGCAGCAGAAGCUGGCCAAGGUGAAGCCGCCCAAGAAGAUAUGCUAUGCCGUCAAGAGCAUGCAAAAGUCGAACAUCUUUGCAGACGAGUCGCAAUACGUCCACUUCUUCUGCACGAAUGACCGCGACACAGCCAACCUCUUCUACGGCGCUCUGCAAACGUGGCGCAGCUGGUACCUCAAGCAUCAAAAGGGCGAGGGGCAGAAGAAGAAGUCGCCGGCGCAGCGUAACAUAACUGCCGAAGCACAGCAGACAUCAGGUCAUUCGCGGGGCGAGUCGGUAGGCUCACAUUACCAGCUCGGCGCUUUCUCGUCGCUUCUGGACAUGGACAGUUUCAAUAAGAAGCUGGAUGAGAUUGAAGUGCACAAGCCCGGCGAGUUCCCGGAUGACAAGCCUCUCUCCAAGCUGGAUAGCAGAGCCAUGCACACGCGGAAAAAGUCGCUGCGGGCGAAGAACCCGCCUCCAGCAGCUUUGGGCAGGAGUGCAGCGAGUAAGGCCGGCGCGUCGCAGCCCAUGUCGCGGCAGACGUCUGGACAGCGCAGCUCCGACGGCAAAGAGGACGAAGAGUUUGCCUCUGGUGGCCUUCUGGGCCGAACCUACACGGAGCGGCAGGCCGCCGCCCAAGCGCGGGAGCAGGCGUCGGGGCCGUCAAGCCCAUUUACAGACGGGCCGUCACUGCUGAACAACAUCAGUCGUCUGGGACCGCCGAUGAGCGACAGUGGUGUAAAACGCAGCACUUCGGUGCGCAGCAAUCACCAUCGGAGAACGUCAGGCGAGCUCCAGCGAAGUGCUUCGAAGCGCGUGCCAGGCAUGCCCGAGCCCUUGGUUGAUCUUACGCCGACGUACCGCCCGCCGCCACAGCACCUGAACAAGGGCAAAGGGUUCAAUCCGGGGGCGGGCGCAGGGCCGCUGGUCGAAAGCGCAACGUCAAUGGAAGAAGCAAUCAAGAUCCCCUCGACAUACCGUCCGGCGCCGCAGCAUCUCAACAAGGGCAAAGGAUACAAUCCAGGGACGGGUGCCGGGCCACUUGUGGAGAGCGCAACGUCGAUUGAAGAAGCCAUCAAGAUCCCUUCGACGUAUCGCCCGCCGCCGCAGCACCUGAACAAGGGCAAGGGGUUUACUCCGGGCGCGGGUGCAGGGCCACUGGUGGAGAGCGCCACGUCGAUUGAAGAGGCAAUCAGGGUCCCUCCGUCGACGGAUUGGCGCGCGGGUCGCCCAGGCACAUCGCGGGCUGCUGGGCUGGACCGCACACGGUCGCUCAAGGGCCGUGGCGAGCCUCUUGCUGCGCACACCAAGAACAACCACGGAGGCAUUCCCGAGGAUGUUAGCAAGGCGUUUACGGGCGGGGGACUGGUGUCUCAAGCGGGCUACUCUCUAGGCAGAGACAGUGUGGGCAGAGGCGUCAUGGACGGCAGCAAAGCCAAGGGACCAAUGGUCAACCUGGCGACGAACAGCCAGUUUGCUGAAGGCAGCUUGCUGAGCGGGUUGCCGGUAGCCCCGCCGAUUAUCGAUCGCAGUGGUGAGGACUAGCGAUUGGGAUGGUUUGCGGGCGGAACCAUUACCCAAACGAGCCAUGGGCGUAUGUUUCUUGCAUGCAUUGUGAUUUUAGCCUGAUGUCCUCUCUCUUUUUUUUUAUGUGUUCCUUUGUUUGCGACAUGUGUUAUGUAGGGCGGUCUACAUGUCAACGGCCUGGUUGUCCGUAGGGAUAGAUGGUCGGGACUGAUGGCGGAAGAGGCGGGGUUGUUUCUUGUUUACGGCCGAUGCAGACGACAUUAUAAUGAAAAGCUUUGAGAUAAUAGCAGCAUAGCGGACGGGGGUC